This is a messenger RNA of Chanos chanos (milkfish), 2828 nucleotides long. RefSeq names its product signal transducer and activator of transcription 6, interleukin-4 induced (gene stat6). The transcript has 21 exons. Gene Ontology annotation, molecular function: DNA-binding transcription factor activity; DNA binding. Gene Ontology annotation, biological process: signal transduction; regulation of DNA-templated transcription. The record is from RefSeq and is a predicted model, not a curated record. Bases 85 to 2436 code for a protein of 783 amino acids. NCBI's taxonomy places the organism in Eukaryota, Metazoa, Chordata, Actinopteri, Gonorynchiformes, Chanidae.
AACAAACGCAGACGCGGAAGACGAUAAUCUUAUUUCUCUUUACAUGUCUCUCGGAGCUGACGCCUAAGAGUGCACUCCCACACCAUGGCGCUGUGGGCAGAGAUGACCCAACGGCUACAGUAUCUGCCUACUCAGACCCUCAAUGAGCUGUACCCUGCUUCUUUUCCAAUGGAUGUUCGGCACUAUCUGGCCAACUGGAUCGAAGAACAGAGAUGGGAGGGCUUUGACUUGGAGAGCAUGGAGCAGGAGACUCAGGCACGUCGGCUCCUCGAGCAGCUGGUCAGCCUUCUGCAGGAACUGGCCCAGCAUAACCCUAACGUGGUAGAAAAGGUCAAGCUGCAGCAGAUCAGCAGACACAUGAGCAUGUUCCAAGCUCAGCCGUUACAGUUGGUGAAGACAGUCAGAGACAUUCUGCGGAAGGAGAGGAUUCUGCUCGGCCAGGCAGUUGGUCCCUUACCCUCGCCCCAGUUUUCGUGCCCUCCGGCGACUAAUGGCACCAAACAGCAGGUCAGAGAGGAGAGCAAUCGAGAUGUGGACAACCUGGUGAUUAAAGUGCUGGAGAUUCAGAAUUGCAGGCAAAACAUCCACCAGCUGCAGGAAGAGCUGAACUGGGAGAGGCAGGACACUGAAUCUGUGCAAGGUGCCAAUGAAAUGGAGGGUAAGCUGUCAGAGAGACAGAAACGCAUACAACAGCUCGAGUAUAAUUUCCAAGUUUACGCCAAGAGGCGGGUACAGCUGCUACAGGACGCUGUGUGCAGUCUGGAGCAGUGCCAAUCUCGACUUAUCCAUCGGAUCAAGACCUGGAGGUGGGAACAGCAUCAGGCCACUAUUGGGAUGCCCUUUGACGACAACCUCAACCCCCUCCAAACAUGGUGUGAGCAGCUGGUAGGAGUGAAUGGUAAGCUUAGGCAGGAGAUUAUGUUGGUGGGCAGAGACUAUGGUGAGGCAGAGGAACUGCAGGAGCUGCAGGACAGACUGAGGCUGCUCCUGCAGACUCUCAUUCAAAGCUCAUUGAUGGUGGAGAAGCAACCUCCACAGGUCAUCAAAACCCAGUCUAAGUUUUCCUCCACGGUGCGUUACCUCCUGGGCGAGAAGGUCGCUCCAGGGAAGCCUGUCUUACUGAAGGCCCAGAUCAUCACUGAAGCUCAGGCCAGAAACCUGGGGCAACCAGGGGCCAUUCCUACGGAAAACGUUGGAGAUCUGAUCAAUAGCACAGCCAUCUUAGAGCACAACACGGCCAGUAAGAGCACCUGUGCGACAUUCAGGAACAUGUCAAUAAGGAAGAUCAAAAGAGCUGACAGGAAAGGGUCUGAGUCAGUUACAGAGGAGAAGUUUGCUCUCCUUUUUUCCACAGAAAUCACUAUUACAGGCUGUGAAAGUUCCUAUAGCAUACAGAUUAUCUCUCUUCCUGUGGUUGUCAUUGUUCAUGGAAGUCAGGAAAACAAUGCCAUGGCAACCAUUAUAUGGGACUGUGCAUUCUCUGAACCGAACAGAAUCCCGUUCGUGGUGCCAGAACGUGUGCCUUGGAAACAGAUGUGUGUCACACUGAGCAGUAAGUUCAUGGCUGAGGUGCAGACUCAAAGGGGUCUGGACGGUUAUAACUUGCACUUCCUCGCCCAGAAGAUUUUUGAUCAGCCCGACAUCUCAGAGGAUUUCAGCAACAUGCCCGUUUCUUGGGCCCAGUUUAACAAGGAAGUUUUGCCUGGUCGAAACUUUACUUUCUGGCAGUGGUUUGAUGGAGUGAUGGAGCUGACCAAGAAGUACCUGAAGACUUACUGGAGCGAUGGACUUAUAUUCGGCUUUAUUGGAAAGCAGCAGCUACACGUUAUCCUGCAAAACCGGCCUAACGGCACCUUUCUGCUACGCUUCAGUGACUCUGAGAUUGGGGGUAUCACCAUUGCCUACGUUGGCCCGACGGAAAAUGGAGGCAGGAGAAUCCAGAACAUUCAGCCAUUCACCAAGAAAGAUCUCGAGUUCCGUUGCUUGGGCGACCGUAUCCGAGACAUCGACUGCAUCACGCAUGUGUUUCCUGACAGGCCAAAGGAUGAAGCAUUUGGAAAAUACUACACAGUUUGCACAGGACCGUCUACCCAGUCUAACGGAUAUCUUCCUUUCACUGUCACCACCAAAGUCACCCAGGAACGUGGCUCCCCCACCACCAGUUUAACACCACGCAGUGACACACCCCAAGACCCUAAGUGUAUGCCUGCUCCGAUGUAUUCAACAAGCAUGGAGCCUGACCGCAAUGUGAACUUUUUCCCACAGCAGCCAUUUCCUCCUGCCUACCCCGCAGACCCAAUGGUGCCUCAGCUCCCCAUGCCCUUCUACCCCACCAGUCUCUUCCCUGACUCAGAGAUGAAUCCAAAUCAACCCGCUCCGGCCCCUGGCACAGAAUCAAUGGAAUUAGAGGAUAUUCUCAGUACAUUUACGGAAUGACACUCCAAAUCUACGGAAUGCUACAAUACUAUGAAAGACUGCAGGUGUUCCGCUGUUCCACACAGGAGCCCUCACACACGAGAAUGAAAAAGGUGGAUUAUGUGGACCGUAGAGGAACACAGAGGCUAAGCAUUAUGCGUGUACACAAAAACCAUUCCACACCGUUUGUUCUGUUUUUUUUCUUCUGUGUUUUUCGUCUUUGUGUUAUAAAAUUAGACAAGAGAUCAGGCAAGCCACAAACACAGUUCACCUUGGCAUCAGGGAUUUCCAAAUCCACCAACACACUAAGGAUACGCAGCAUGGUGCUGUCCGUUCCAUUCAGCAGCACUUCACCUGAUCUUUGAAAGUGGGUUUCCGGAACAUUCGGGCAAAUCCUGAGCAUGCUGAUAGAC